CGUUGAACGCAGCCACCGCUGUGCCUCACUCAGCCUCGACGACAAGGAGCAGGGGCGCUGGAAGCUCUCCUCGUUUGUGCCCUCUCAGCAGCGCACACUGGUGACGAGCCCUACUCCUCACCACCCAGCCUGGCCACAGGGUGCGUUAUCCGCCACACACGCUGGCGGCGCGACGACGAGUCAUACUCCUCGCAUUCCUCACCAUCACCAACGGUAACGCCCUGGCGCUGAGAACCGCCGCGAAAAGGAUCAUGCGCGCGGCCGUCUACGACCCCGCGGCGCCCCAGGGCGCGCGCCUCGUCGAGCGGGCCGCACCUAAACCAGCCAAGAGGUGCUGUAGAGGCGUCGUCCUCUGUGAAGUAAGAAGCUGCGGCGCGAACCCCGUCGACGCCAAGUACGUCAUCGGCGACAAGUUCCCCGAGAGCUGGCUCCCGUGGGCGUCUCGAAGGGUCGCCGGGUCCACGCCGGGUUUUGAUUUUAGCGGCGUCGUUAUCCAAGCUCCGGCCGGCUCGGGCUUCGCGGCGGGCGACGAGGUUUUUGGGUUUGCCGAGGACCCGGCGUCGCUGCGGCCGUGGCGGUCUUUACAUGGAUCGUUCUGCGAGGUUGUGAACGCGCCCUUGGACCAGGUCGCCCACAAACCUAGUAAACUGUCGUGGCAGGAAGCCGCGGCCACUCCUUUGGUAUGCAUCACGGCCCUCCAGGCCUUGGAGCAGCACGGCGUCUCAGCAGGUCAACGAGUUUUAGUUAUAGGUGCGUCGGGCGGCGUCGGCCACGUCGCGGUGCAAAUUGCGAAAUGUCUAGGAGCGGACGUGGUCGGCGUGUGCUCGGGCAAAAACAGCGACUUCGUCCAGAAGUGCGGCGCUUCCGUAGUGGUCGACUACCGCCAGGAUGGGUAUAUCGAGAAGAUUGCCGAGAAUGGCCCUUAUGAUGUGGUGCUCGAUGCGGUGUCGUCCGCGGACGCGAGAGACAAGGCCGCGUCUUACAUCGAGCGCGUCAAGCCGUACGUCAAGACUGAUGGUGACCGGCACAACUACGUCGUCUUCGGGGGAGCCACGCGACACUGGGCCCUUGCUGGUUUGAAACGGUUUACUGGAUUGAAUUGUUUCGGACGGGGCUUUGAGUUGUUUUGGAUCAAGAUGCCGGGGUCGUCCAAGAGGUUGAGUCGGCUGGCGGCCUGGGCCGACGAAGGUAACUUGCGGCCGACCGUCGCCCAAACGUUCGCCUUCGACGAGGCCGGCGUCCGCGGCGCGUUCGAGGCGCUGCGGUCGCGGCGGACCGCUGGCAAAGUGGUGCUCGACGUGUCCUCUUCGCCCAUUUCGUCUGAGUAAAAGAGGUCGCGGG
This is a messenger RNA of Pelagomonas calceolata, 1341 nucleotides long. Lineage: Eukaryota; Pelagophyceae; Pelagomonadales; Pelagomonadaceae. The record is from the annotation of a GenBank genome assembly.